AUAUAAACUUGUGGAUAUUAAUCAUAAAAGAUCCUUCAAUAGGUAUGAACCAUUUGUUCUUGCUAUCCAAGCUGCUCAGGUGAAUUAUUCCAUAUAUCCAAGCUUAAAACGUGACAAGGAUGAUUGGUGGGCUGUGUUCAAAAUCAAAGCGAGAUCUGUUAUUGAUCUUCCUGAGCAAGUGAAUGUCACAACCCCCCCUGCACGGGAAGAACCAUUUCAAGAAGAUGAAAUGGAAGUCCCUUUGAUUCAAAUUGACGAUGAUGAUGAUCAACAACAAUACUUGAAUGAUCAAAACGGUGUACUAGUUGAAAUUAAUGAAGAGGAUGUUGAAGAUGAAGAAGAGCUUGAAUUGGACUCAGAAAGUGAUGAGGAAUGCGAUGAUGUAUAUGAUAGUGAUACUAAUUAGAAUUAGGAUGCGAGGCAACGGUCGCAGGGGAGGUUUGUUGGGUCAUUCACAGUCAAGGCAGUUACCUGUGCAGGAUGAACCCAAUGAUCAACUAGACCAAUCUACACAGGGUCAGCCUCAGGUUCCUUCACGAUCCACUGGGAGGUCGGCACCAGAUCCAGAGGGGUCUACUGCUUCAACACAGCAUCGAGCUACACCUCCACCUCCACCACCACCACCUAUUACCCCAUCUUCUGAGCCUGCAAUUGGAUCAACCUCUGGUCAUGAAGGUCAUUCAGUUGGGGCAGCACCAAUAUCAUCGAUGGAUGGCCUAUCACUCACUACAUUUGGAAGAAAGAAAAGAAUAAAGCUCGUUAAUGGCACAAAUAGUUUGAUUGGCAAGAGGUGACUCCACUAGUAAAGGAAGCUUGGAGGCGUAAGGCUACAGAGCGCUAUAAGGCCCUAAUGUGCAAUGUCAGGAAAGGAAAAUCCAAGGUCAUCGUGCCUAAUAGUACAAUGUAAAAAUGGAAGGAGGCAUGGAGUAGCCCAGAGUUUAAAGCCAAGAGCCAUCAGUUCACUGCUA
Molecule: messenger RNA, 968 nt
Organism: Hevea brasiliensis (rubber tree)
Lineage: Eukaryota; Viridiplantae; Streptophyta; Magnoliopsida; Malpighiales; Euphorbiaceae
Exons: 3
Coding region: 315-794 (159 amino acids)
Source: RefSeq, a predicted model, not a curated record